Messenger RNA from Sabethes cyaneus, 873 nucleotides. Its product is annotated as protein DPCD. The record is from RefSeq and is a predicted model, not a curated record. NCBI's taxonomy places the organism in Eukaryota, Metazoa, Arthropoda, Insecta, Diptera, Culicidae. Bases 99 to 731 code for a protein of 210 amino acids. The transcript has 2 exons.
ACUGCUACUAUUGCCAUGGAAAUUUCGCUGUUUGGAAAUUUGUAGAAUCUUGUUCCUACUCUUGAAAAUUGUAAGUUUAAGUAUAAUAUAUUUCCACCAUGUCGUACGUCGAAUGGCUGGCCAAAGUGCGAGGUGCCGACAAAUCGUCCGCUAUUCAGGGCAAAAUCCGGAAAGUGCACUACAAUUUUCCCGACGGGUCCGAGAUGAUGGAAGAGUACAGCAUCGAAACGGGCGUUAUUCUACGACGUGCCUGGAAGUUGCCCGGUGACCUCAUCCGUAAAGACGAGUGGCAGGUAGAAUUGGGUGAUCCGAUCCCCAAAGAACUGGCUAAACCGGACGGUAUGCUGCUGUGUGAAGCAUCCACUGAGCCGAUUCUGUCGAAACGGGCGACCCGGCAUGCUUUGGAGUGGCGAAUUCGAAACCUGCCGUACCCACUGUCUACCUACACGAUAACCUGUGACGGGGAUGCUCGUACAAUUACGGUCCGAACGUCAAAUAAAAAAUAUUUUAAGAAAAUUACUGUACCGGAAUUUCAACGGUGCAACUUUCCACCAAAACAGGAAGACUUAACUGUGCGACACCAGAGCCAGACCCUGAUUAUAUCGUAUAAGAAACCACCGAUUCUAAAUGAGAUGGAGAAAGCUGUAUUAGUUGAACUUCAAAAUGUGGAAACAAUAGAAUACGACAACCUUCAGUGUGAAGAACUACUGAAAGGAUUAUUGGGCCAAUAAAAAGUGGCAAAAGGACGAAUUCUAUAGGACGCAAAAGUAAGCCCGUUGUCUUGUUAAAUAUGUCUUAAAAACAAAAUUUGUCGGGAUCGAUCGACAAAUUACUUCAACGUUAAUAUGACUCCGAAUUAGGUUACUUUGUACU